GUGUGUCCGUGGGCGGGUCCCGUCAGGGAGGCGUGCCAAGGAGAACGCCUUCCUCUUCCUGGGUCUGUGUGAGGAGCUGGGGCGCCGAGCGGAGCGGCGAGCAUCAUGAAUAACCCUAUACCUUCUAAUCUGAAAUCAGAAGCAAAGAAGGCUGCCAAAAUAUUAAGAGAAUUCACAGAAAUAACUUCCAGAAAUGGACCUGAUAAGAUCAUUCCUGCCCAUGUGAUUGCAAAAGCCAAAGGCCUCGCGGUUUUGUCUGUGAUUAAAGCUGGCUUUCUGGUGACAGCCAGGGGAGGCAGCGGCAUUGUCCUGGCACGUCUUCCAGAUGGAAAAUGGUCUGCACCUUCAGCCAUUGGGAUAGCUGGGCUUGGUGGAGGAUUUGAAAUAGGAAUAGAGGUAUCAGAUUUGGUGAUAAUUCUGAAUUACGACAGAGCAGUAGAAGCCUUUGCAAAGGGUGGAAACCUGACACUUGGAGGAAAUUUUACUGUGGCAGUUGGGCCACUGGGCAGGAACCUGGAAGGAAACGUGUCCCUGAGGAGCUCUGCAGCUGUCUUCACUUACUGCAAAUCCCGGGGCCUCUUUGCUGGUAUUUCCCUGGAAGGAAGCUGUUUGAUUGAAAGGAAGGAAACCAACCGGAAAUUUUACUGUCAAGACAUUCGAGCCUAUGACAUUUUAUUUGGAGAUGUCCCACGGCCUGCUCAAGCAGAAGAUCUUUAUGAAAUUCUUGACUCCUUUACUGAAAAGUAUGAAAGCGAAGGACAACGCAUCAAUUUGAGGAAAGUGGUGCGGGAGCAGAGGAAGGCUAAAGAAUUACCUCCAAAAGCAUCAUCAAGACCACAGCAGUCCCUGCCACCUGCCCAGCUGAGUGCCAGCUCCCACAGUAAUGGAAAUGAAUAUAAGCUAUAUCCUGAGCUUUCUAGCUAUCAUGAGAAAAAUGGCAGUUUGAAUCCGCCAAUAGAGGUGACAGCACUAUACUCUUUUGAAGGGCAACAGCCAGGAGACUUGAAAUUUCAAGCCGGAGACAGAAUCUUGGUUCUAUCAAAGACUGACUCACAUUUUGAUUGGUGGGAAGGAAAACUUCGAGGUCAAACUGGAAUUUUCCCAGCCAACUAUGUAACUAUGAAUUAAAGUGAACUUUUUUUAUUCUGCUAUUUUAUAAUUACACAAAAGUACUUCCACACAGACAGAAUUCACUAUUUACAUCAAGCUGCUUAAACACAUACCUUGCUCUGCAAAUGUUUUAUCCUGUUGUAAAAGAUUUUUCUCUGCAUAUAAAUAAAUGGUUAA
This is a messenger RNA of Acomys russatus (golden spiny mouse), 1287 nucleotides long. RefSeq names its product SH3 and SYLF domain containing 1 (gene Sh3yl1). The record is from RefSeq and is a predicted model, not a curated record. Gene Ontology annotation, molecular function: phosphatidylinositol binding; protein binding. NCBI's taxonomy places the organism in Eukaryota, Metazoa, Chordata, Mammalia, Rodentia, Muridae. The transcript has 10 exons. The coding region runs from base 106 to 1128 and encodes 340 amino acids. Gene Ontology annotation, cellular component: ruffle membrane.